This is a messenger RNA of Hippoglossus stenolepis (Pacific halibut), 1605 nucleotides long. RefSeq names its product zinc finger protein 25-like. The coding region runs from base 53 to 676 and encodes 207 amino acids. Gene Ontology annotation, cellular component: nucleus. The record is from RefSeq and is a predicted model, not a curated record. NCBI's taxonomy places the organism in Eukaryota, Metazoa, Chordata, Actinopteri, Pleuronectiformes, Pleuronectidae. The transcript has a single exon.
AGGCGAGAUACCUUUUCCUUGCAAAACUUGUGGGAGAAGUUUUACAACUAGAAUGAAUCUGCAGGGCCACGAGAGAAUACACACGGGCGAGAAACCUUUUUCUUGCAAAACUUGUGGGAAAAGUUUUACGCGUGUAAAUUACCUGCAUGUCCACGAGAGAACACACACGGGCGAGAAACCUUUUUCUUGCAAAACUUGUGGGAUAAGUUUUAGUAUGAGAAAUACCCUGCAGAGACACGUGAGAACGCACACGGGCGAGAAACCUUUUUCUUGCAAAACUUGUGGGAAAAGUUUUACGCGUGUAAAUUACCUGCAUGUCCACGAGAGAACACACACGGGCGAGAAACCUUUUUCUUGCAAAACUUGUGGGAAAAGUUUUAGAUCUAAAUACACCCUGCAGAGACACGAGAGAACGCACACGGGCCAGAAACCUUUUUCUUGCAAAACUUGUGGGAAAAGUUUUUGUCUUAGAAGUUACCUUCAAGUCCACGAGAGAACGCACACGGGCGAGAGACCUUUUUCUUACAAAACUUGUGGGAAAAGUUCUACACCUGCAUGUAGGUUGAAAGUCCACAUGAGAAGCCAAAAAGGUGAGGAGUCGUAUCCCUGUACAACUUGUGGGGAAAGAUUUGUGAGCAAAUCACUUCUAACAAAACAUUUGAGUACCCACACAUAGCAAAACUGAUAUUUUUGUAAAAUGUUGGAAACAUGUCUGACUUGCCAGUUUAUACAAAGUCCAGAGGAGACUACAUCCAGUUGAGAAGCCACACCAUGGCAACACGAGAGGGAUACGAUUUGCUCAAGCGUUGUCAAAGAAGUUGUUACUUAGUUAUUGAUUCAUUAAUUAGUGAUACAACAGUUAGCGAAAACGACACUGGAAAUGUUUCCAGGGGACCAAAAAAGUGAUGAACCUAGUUGUAGUUCAAUGCUUUAUGAAGUUCCAUCACCACUGAUGAGGAGCAGACUUCAAUAACUUCACAAAGCAUUGAACUACAGCCAGGUUCAUCACUUACAUCUACACAAGAGAGAUUGUCUACAUUUGCAUUAGCUGCAUCUCUGUAACUGAAUGUGGAAAAUAUCACAUUGAGGAAACAUCACAAUAUCUUUGAUGCAGUACAUGGUCAACAGCAUUUGCUGAAGUACCCACAUUUCUGUUCUUGAUGUGACUGUCAUUGAUAUUUACAUCUGCAAAGGAAGUGAUGUUUUCACCCAUGUCUCUUUGUUUAUUCAUUUGUCAGCCAUUUAUACGAAAUGGUGCAGGAAGGGGACAGGGGUGAGAGAAAUUGAUUGGGUUAAAGUGGCAGAUCCAGGAUAUUUUAUUAUCACUGAAUGUUGAGAGAUGGUUGUCAAUGUUUCAGUAAAGACUGUGGAUCAAGAUGUAAAAAUCUGACAUAUUUGUGGUACAGAGAUUUAUAAGAACACAGUAUGUUGGUAGAUUAUCAGAUGUCUUCCCUUUUUCUUUUCUCUUUCUAUUACAUAAGAAUAAAAUCUCUUGUUAAUGUGUACACAGUCUUAAAUGACUCUCACUGUAAAUAUUUAUUAUUUUGUACUGUGUGCAUUCAAUACUUCGGUGCAUUUGCAGUUCAUUAAAGUUUCUUGAAUUAU